AUGCGUCUGUGGUGUCCACUCGUACUGCUCUCUUUCGCGUUACCAGUGUUCGCGAGUCCAAUACUAGUUCGAUGGGAUGAGUUCGCCCUCUGUCUGCGGAAGCAUCUCAAGCGACAGUUCAGCCCGAACGUGAUAUGUGCAACUAGGAAGAUGGCCUCGAAUUUCCGGAGGAGCGUCCGAUGCCCCGGUUGUGAGAAGUUCUUCCACUGCCAGGCCAACUACGAAGCCGUGUUCCAUUGUUCUCAAGCCGCCGAGGCCAUUCAGACCGCACAAGUCUUCUCCGACUGUAGGGAGUACGCACAACUCGGGGGAUCCGCCGCCGCCAGCCUCAGCGACCGUCAAAGAGCUAAUCUUGUCGGUCGUCGCGGCGGAGAUUGCGUCGGCGAGUUCCUGACGAAAGCACCCGAUUUCAGCUUGGCUAGUGUGUUCAAUUUGGGAGCACCGCGAAAGUGUCAAUGGAAUCCUUACGAAAAUACGUGCGGCACCGCUGGCGGUGAAGUAAUUGCUAGUGCAGACUAUCCACCGCUCCCAUCAACGACGGCGAGGCCGUAUGCGCACCAAGAUUCUCCUUACAGCAAUAGUGUGGCUGCAUCAUCACAAUCACCGUUCAGCCUCGCGACACUGAUUAAUCUCACUCAGCCUCUCUUCAAUCUGAAGCCGACGGGAGCAGAGAAAGCCCCCAGUCUUAUCGGAACGCUACAGACAUUGAACAGUAUCAAGAACAAACUUCCUCAGUUUUCAACGGAUACCGCUGUCGAGCCGAACACGAAGCCGGCGAACGACGAGGAAAAUAUCAUAGCGAUGACAACUCCUGUUCCCGGAGAGCCGAGACCCCCCAGAAUUCCCAUCGUGAACAGCGAUCUCCCGGAUCAGAAUCUUCACACGACCGUGCAAGACGAUCCACUUUUCGGCAGUAUCGCUUCCGCUUUCGGCUCCUUCUUCGGUAAGCCUCCCUUGAUUGGGCAAGACGAAAAUCUGGCCGCAUCGGCACCUCAUCCGCCGAAUGAGCAGCGGCCGCCGCCGAUUCUGAUACCGUUGAAUGAAGAGAACACUUACGCGCGUCCUGAGCGAGGAAGCACCACCGCGACGGGUGACGCGUCGCGGAAGCUCGCGCAUAAUCAGGACGGGACGUCUAAGCAAUCAUUCAUCUUCCCCGCUUCGAAGAGAGACUCAUGA
Galendromus occidentalis (western predatory mite) is the source of this 1176-nucleotide messenger RNA. RefSeq lists its product as uncharacterized. The transcript has 2 exons. Lineage: Eukaryota; Metazoa; Arthropoda; Arachnida; Mesostigmata; Phytoseiidae. The record is from RefSeq and is a predicted model, not a curated record. Bases 1 to 1176 code for a protein of 391 amino acids.